Messenger RNA from Lutra lutra (Eurasian river otter), 2140 nucleotides. RefSeq names its product olfactory receptor 11A1. Gene Ontology annotation, molecular function: olfactory receptor activity; G protein-coupled receptor activity. Gene Ontology annotation, biological process: G protein-coupled receptor signaling pathway. The transcript has a single exon. The record is from RefSeq and is a predicted model, not a curated record. Lineage: Eukaryota; Metazoa; Chordata; Mammalia; Carnivora; Mustelidae. Gene Ontology annotation, cellular component: membrane. Bases 1139 to 2095 code for a protein of 318 amino acids.
UUUGAUAUGUAUAUAUGCCUGUGUGUGUGUGUGUGUGUGUGUGUGUGUGUGUGUGUAAAUAUCUCGGGUUUGUUUUUGAUCUUUCCAUUAUACUCACAAUCAUUUGAUGUACUCUCAUUGUUUUCAAUAUAAAACCCACACAUCCCUUUGCAUAGCAUAGGAGAUUUUCCUUGUACAUACACAGACCUAUUUUUAGAUCUUAAAAACUCAAUGACAUGUCUUUGCUUCCAUGGAUGCCUCCCCUGCUUAGAUUGCUCUGUCCACUCUCCUGCCUGUUGCCUGGCCAACUCUUCCCUGUCCUGCAAAACUGAUUCUACAAUCUACUUUCCCUGACCAAAUUCUCACACUUCCUCCACUCCUUUGUAUUUGGUCUCUCUGUUCCCACAGAACCUAUACUUCUCUGCACUGUCAUUGGUCACAUUUCCAAUAUAAAAUCUUGAAUGACUUGAUGGAACCAGUAAUUAAAGAAGGUUGUCUUGCUAAAGGAGAGGGAAAAUUGGGGACUUGCAGGCCACACAGAGGUAACUGUACUGAGAUGGUCAUGAAGGGGCUGUGAAAGCAGUGGUGUGUAACGAGGAGAGAAUGUGUGAGGGAUGUCACUGAUUGGAGGUGGGGAAUGGGAGAGGACAUUCAGAUGAAAAUGAUUAUUAUGUGGUAAGCUCAGUAUCAAGACAGAAUUUUGCACCACUCACCUGUUUGAUUGUGACUAGGAAGGAUGGAGGAAUUCAUGUUUGAUCAUGCUGAUCAUGUUUUGAGCUGAGGAUAGGGCCUGUCUAGCAGGCAUUUAGAGGGUGUUCAGGAGGGAGGAUGUGUGGCUGGAUCUACAGAUUAGGAUCAUGGUUUCACUGUGUCACAGAAAUACUGUGUUGAAUUAAUAGGGUGGAGGGCUCUGAAGACUAUGCUGGUGUUUGGAUGAACUUGCUAGAGUGAGAACAUGCACAAUUAAGGACAGGCCCAGGAACAGGAAUUGGACAAGGGGUAAGCCACUACAAAGAGGGACAGGUGAGGAUGUGCUAGGGACUUGUAUUCUGGAUACUCACCCUCAUUGUUUUCAUUUUAGCCCUACUUAUCUCAGAUUGGUGUAUGAGAAGAGAUGCUCUAGAAUCUCUCCUUUAAUCUCUGCCAGAGAGCAGCUUGGAUGAUCCCUAUGGAAAUGGUUGCUCUAGAAAACCAAACUAUUACAGAAUUUGUCCUCCUUGGUUUCCAUGACAUAGCUGAGCUGCAUCUCCUUUUCUUUACUGUGUUCACUGUCAUCUACGUCUCCACUGUCAUGGGGAAUGUGCUAAUCAUUGUGGUGGUGGUUAGCUCACAGAGGCUCCACACACCCAUGUAUUUCUUCCUGGCUAACCUGUCCUUCCUGGAGAUCUUCUACACCUCCACAGUGGUGCCAAAAAUGCUGCAGAGCUUCUUGCAGGAGGCAGCCAUCUCUGUGGCUGGAUGCCUGCUCCAGUUCUUUAUCUUUGGUUCUCUAGCUACAGCUGAAUGCUUCAUGCUGGCUGUCAUGGCCUAUGAUCGAUACCUGGCGAUCUGCUAUCCACUCCACUAUCCCCUUCUGAUGGGGCCCAGAGGGUGCUUGGGGCUGGUGCUCAUAGCUUGGCUCUCUGGUUUCAUGGUGGAUGGAUUGGUUGUGGCUCUAAUGGGACAACUGAGGUUCUGUGGCCCCAGCCAGAUUGACCACUUUUACUGUGACUUUAUGCCUUUGAUGGACCUGGCCUGCUCAGAUCCCAGCAUUGCCCAGAUGACAACAUUCGUUCUCUCUGUGGUCUGCCUCACUAUCCCCUUUGGACUGAUUCUGACAUCCUAUGCCCGGAUUGUGGUAGUUGUGCUAAGAGUCCCUGCAGGGGCCCAGAGGCAGAGGGCUUUCUCCACUUGUUCCUCCCACCUGGCAGUAGUGUCCACCUUCUAUGGAACUCUCAUGGUCUUGUACAUUGCACCCUCUGCCAUCCACUCCCCACUCCUCUCCAAGGUCUUUGCUCUGCUCUACACUGUGGUCACCCCUCUUCUCAAUCCUGUGAUCUACACCCUGAGGAAUAAGGAGAUUCAUCAUGCACUGCAGAGGCUUCUAUGUAUUAAGCACACUGAAACACCUGAUUGAAGGAGGAUGGUGGUGAAUAUUUUAUUUGGACUUUGGAUGUCUCCA